This is a messenger RNA of Vanessa atalanta (red admiral), 3862 nucleotides long. It is a transcript of the gene Tango1, whose product is annotated as transport and Golgi organization protein 1. NCBI's taxonomy places the organism in Eukaryota, Metazoa, Arthropoda, Insecta, Lepidoptera, Nymphalidae. Gene Ontology annotation, biological process: endoplasmic reticulum to Golgi vesicle-mediated transport; vesicle cargo loading; protein secretion. Gene Ontology annotation, molecular function: protein binding. Gene Ontology annotation, cellular component: endoplasmic reticulum exit site; endoplasmic reticulum membrane. The record is from RefSeq and is a predicted model, not a curated record. The coding region runs from base 80 to 3700 and encodes 1206 amino acids. The transcript is spliced from 13 exons.
GCCUACCGUCUUGUAUUAGUGAAUUUUAAUAAUUAUGUGUAGUAUUGUGUAGUAAUUGAAUGUUAAUAAUAAUGCGAAAAUGAUUGUGUUAAAAUUUAUUUUUUUAGUUUUAUUCUUUUCGACAAGUCACUGUAGAUUACCAGAUAAAGUAAAAUGUGUCAAUGAAAAUUGUAGCAAACCUAUAUCCAAAGCUACAACCUUAAUUAAUUAUAACAGUGGAGAUCCCAACUUAAUAUCGUUUCCUGCAAAAUCUGAUGCUAUUAUUUACAUGAAAUCAGCUGGUCUGCAUUCUGAAUUAUGGUACGCCGAUAUAAACGGUCAAUCAGGAUUUGUUAACUCAAAUUUUUUAAGAGAGUAUAAAAAAAUUGCAGAGCCUGAAUUUAUUCUGCCCAUAGAAGGAGAUAAACAUCAGGCAGAUGUUAAACCUGAUAAGGUGCAGCAAGCACAUGAAAUAGUUGAAGGCACUACAAUAUUUCCAAUAGAACCACCUGUUUCUGAACAAGAUGUUACCACUCCAUCUACAAUUGUGUCCACUGAAAGUACAAUGCCAUCUUCGCAAGAACAAGUACCAAAUCAGGACUCUGUGCAAAAUGUUGACAAUGAAAAGACUCCCAAUCCAACAAAUAUUGAAACAUUUUUAAAUGAAAAUCUUGUAGGUUUGUCUUCUACUAAUUCAGAUUCAGAUGUUCCUGAGCAAAAGAGUUUGUCUCCUGUUGAAGUAGAACAAACAAACACAUCUGAAACUUUUCAGAAUAUUGACACCAAUAAUAAGAUAACAAAUGAUCAUUAUGCGCUACAAGGAGAAAGCAAUAAUAGUUUAAAUCAAAAUGCACAAACAACAAGUAACGACACAAUAAAUCAAGAUUUCAAAAUACCGAGUACAGUUACUCCAACAGAGGAGACGUCUCCUCAACAGCAAAUAUUAAGUGAUAGUGAAAAUGUAUCAGCAGAAUCUGUCAAAGUGCCUGAUAAAGUAGAUUACUUAGAUUCAGAUUUAUCAAAGUCUGAUGUUAGUGAUAUUAGUCAUCAAAAUUUAAUAUUACCAGCAAGUAUAAUCAAUAAUAUUGAAGCCAAAAAAGAGCCUCUUGAUAAUCCUAACAUAGUAAAUAAUAUCGAGGACCAUACGGUCAUAAUUCCGAAACUUUCUGACAACACACCACAAGUGCCUGAAUCAAAUCCCGAUAUAAUUAUAGAUAGUGAAACAAAUAAAGUUAAUAAUGUACUUAAUAUGAAUGGAGAAGACACCACUCCUCAAAUGAAUAUUCAACCAGAAACUAUAACACCACAACCACCCAUAGAACAAUUUUCAACUCAAGAUACACCUAUGGAUAAUAAAGAGCCUAUUUUACCUGUUAUACAGACUACACCUGAGACAACUACCGCAACAAUUCCAGCAACAUUCACUAACAUUAAUACCCCUGCUGAUGUUCCUGUGAAUGAUGCAAGCAGUCUAAACGUCCAAUCACUAUCUGUAGAUUUAUUAAAGGAAACUACAAUAGAAUCACAAAAUACUGUUGAAACAACCACAGAGAUUACUCAGCAAGAAAUGUUUACAACUGAAACUAAUCCACAGUCAUCUCUAGAGGAGUCUGAAUCUGUAACAACACCUGAAGUAGGUUCCAACUUCUACACUGCUUCAACCGAGAGUGUAAUUGAGCAAAUAUUUAAUACACCUACAACAGAAGCAUCUAACACCGAAGAGAAUAGUGAAAAUAUCCUAUCAAGUAUUUACACAACAAUUGCAGAUAUGUGGCCAACUUCUACAGAGUCACCUCCACCUGAGUCAAUCUUUAACCCUGAAUUUGUUAAAGAACCUGAAAUUGAUGAAACAUCACAUGAAAGUUUUUCAUUUGUAAAAUACAUCUUUCACACCUAUUACUCUGUCAUGGGUAGUAAAGAACAAUCAAAUGCUCUCUUCCCUUCAGCGGGGGAUACAUGCUUUACGGAUGAGUACUGUGAUGGAGAAACCCUUAACAAACCAAAUCGGCUGCUCACCUUCCUCUUAACUACAGCUGGCUCAGUAAUUUUGUUCAUCCUUGGCUACUACUACAUUGAAAGUAAAAGACAAGACGGUAGGCUCAUAGGUAACAUAAAUAACCUACAGAGAGAAUUGCUGUUUUCUACUAAGGAGUGUGAGAUCCUUAAAGAGGAGCUCUCAUCUACUAAAAAUAAACUGGCUGGCAUUGAAGACAGCUCCUUUGGCAUGGAUGACAUGGUUCAAUCAUUGAAAGAAGAAAUACAAGAGUUAAAAGAAAACAAUGAAAGACUGCGAAAUUCAUUAGACGACAACGAAAAAUUAUUAAGAGUCUCAGAAAACACAGCCGGAGAGUUACAAAAUACUUUAGGAGAAGUUGAAAAUACUCUUAGUGAACUCUUAGCUGAAAGAGCUCACUCUGAAGAGCAAAUAGCAGAGUUCAAUGGUAAAAUACAAGCAUUUGAAGAAGAAUUAGUAUCUGUUAGUCGAGAAAGAGAUAAUUUCCAAUUAAAAUAUGUAUCGGCUGAAACUGCACUAGAAGAAUUUAAAAAACAAAAAAAAGACCUGGAUGAACUUAAUCAAAACUUGAAAGAUGCUCACAAUAAGAUUGAAUUACAGAAACAUGAAAUUGCAGCACUUAAAGAUGCAUUAAAGGAACUGAAAAGUGGUUCGUUGUCUAAUACUGAUGUAACUUCACUGAUAGACCACACAGAAAUUAAAGCUAAAUUAUCUAAAGCAUUAGAAGAGAAGAAUACAUUUAUGACCAAAUAUGAGGCAGAACACAAGGAGAGGGCUCGUAUUGCAGAAGAACUAACAACUAUCCAAGAGUCUUACAAGACAUGCAGACAGCAAACCUCCGAGGCUAUGACGAGGCUCGAAGUGCUAGGAAAAUACUUCCAAGAACGAGAGAGUGAACUUAUGAAGGAAUUAAGUACCAAAGAAGCGUUAUGGUUCAGCAAACAAGGAGAAUCGGCAAGCACCGUGGAAAAAAUCGAGUCACUACAACGAGAAGUGCAAAGAUACAAAGAGAAGUGCGACGCGCUGACGCUGGAGCUGGCGGAGCAGGAGUCGGCGCGGCGCACGGCGGUGGGCGAGGUGGAGGCGCGCGCGCACGCCGCGUGGCUCGAGGCGCGCCAGGCGCGGCGCGACGCCAACGCCGCGCGCGACGACGCCGCCGCGCUGCGCCGCAAGCUGCACGCCGCCAGCCGCGCCGACGGCGCCUUCUCGCCGCACGCGCAGGUAGCGUCCCCGUUGGAAGCAGAGGUGGGUCUGCCGGCAGCCCUUCCGCCGCCGCUGGCUUUCCUACCCCCAUUAUUACCACCACUGCCCCGCCCGCCCCCAUUGGGCCGAUUGCCUUCGCCACACCCUCCAAGAUACAACGAGCGGCGCUACUCGCCCGAUAGCCGGUACUCGCCUGAGAGCCGCUACUCGCCAGAAAGCAGAUACUCCCCCGGCAGGCGCUACUCGCCCGAGCCUAUGCGAUACUCUCCCGAGAGCCGCUACUCGCCGAGACCAAGUCGCUCCCCCUACUCGCCCAGACAAAGAAGACGAUCUACAGAUAGGUAUAAUGGUCGUGGAUCACGAUCCCGGAACGGACCGCCCGACACUGAAACAGAAUACAACUCGGACAGUCCCACGCGGAGGCAACAAGCACGGCGGUACUCCAGACACUCAGGCCCAAGUUCUGGUUCAGGAUGUUCGUCCGAGUCUGAAAAAGGAAUGUAAAAAUGUUAUGUUACCUAAAAGUUAAAUUUGGAGCCAAAUCGUAUUUUGUUGGUGGUUACGGUAGUGAGGAAUGAGGAAUUCAAUAACUCCACUGGAAAAUAUUAUUGUAUAAUAUGGUGUAGUGUUUAAUUGACAAUUGAAGAUUUAUUGUUUCGUUUGCAA